Knipowitschia caucasica is the source of this 2286-nucleotide messenger RNA. NCBI's taxonomy places the organism in Eukaryota, Metazoa, Chordata, Actinopteri, Gobiiformes, Gobiidae. The record is from the annotation of a GenBank genome assembly.
AUGUUUCUCUUCAGUAUUUUUGGUUCAGCGUUAAAAACCACGCAGUCUCGAGAACCUAAAACAAGACACGACAUUUCCAGUCAAAGAUUCAAAACGGGUCAAAUCAACGGCGACCUGCUCAUCUACCACGUCCUGCUCACGCUCAAACCCUACUACGCCAAACCGUACGAGAUCGUGGUGGACCUGACCCACGUGGGGCCCAGCAACCGCUUCAAGACUGACUUCCUGUCCAAGUGGUUCGUGGUGUUCCCGGGGUUCGCCUACGAGAACGUGGCGGCCGUCUACGUCUACAACUGCAACACCUGGGUCCGCGAGUACACCAAGUACCACGAGCGCCUCCUGACGGGACUCAAGGGGAGCAAGAAGCUGCAGUUCAUCGACUCGCCGGCGAAACUGGCCGAGCACAUUGAGCCGGACCAACAGAAGCUGCCGGCCGCCACGCUGACCCUGGAGGAGGACCUGAAGGUGUUCCACAACGCGCUCAAGCUAGCUCACAAAGACACCAAGGUCUCCAUCAAGGUGGGCUCCACGGCGGUGCAGGUGACCUCCGCAGAGCGCACCCGUGUCCUGGGGCAGCCCGUGUUCCUGAACGACGUGUACUACGCCUCUGAGAUUGAGGAGAUCUGCCUGGUGGACGAGAGCCAGUUCACCCUGACCAUGGCCAACCAGGGCACCCCUCUGACCUUCAUGCACCAGGAGUGCGACGCCAUCGUCCAGUCCAUCAUCCACAUCCGCACGCGCUGGGAGCUGUCUCAGCCCGACUCCAUCCCGCAGCACACCAAGAUCCGACCCAAAGACGUGCCCGGGACUCUGCUCAACAUCGCUCUGCUCAACCUGGGCAGCUCCGACCCCAGCCUCAGGUCUGCGGCCUACAACCUCCUGUGCGCUCUCACGUGCACCUUUAACCUGAAGAUCGAGGGCCAGCUGCUGGAGACGUCUGGACUCUGUAUCCCGGCGAACAACACGCUCUUCAUCGUCUCCAUCAGUAAAACUCUGGCUGCGAACGAGCCGCACCUGACGCUGGAGUUCCUGGAGGAGUGCAUCUCCGGCUUCAGCAAAUCCAGCAUCGAGCUGAAGCACUUGUGUCUGGAGUACAUGACCCCGUGGCUGCUGAACCUGGUGAGAUUCUGCAAACACACGGACGACGCCAAACGCCAGCGAGUCACCGCCAUUUUGGACAAACUCAUCACCAUGACGAUAAACGAGAAGCAGAUGUACCCCUCCAUCCAGGCCAAGAUCUGGGGCAGUUUGGGACAGAUCACGGACCUCCUGGACGUGGUGCUGGACAGUUUCAUAAAGACCAGUGCCACCGGAGGCCUGGGCUCCAUCAAAGCCGAGGUCAUGGCCGACACUGCGGUGGCGUUGGCAUCGGGCAACGUCAAACUGGUGUCCAGCAAGGUGAUCGGGCGCAUGUGUAAAAUCAUCGAUAAGACGUGUCUGUCGCCCACGCCGACGCUGGAGCAGCACCUGAUGUGGGACGACAUCGCCAUCCUGGCUCGCUACAUGCUCAUGCUCUCCUUCAACAACUCUCUGGACGUGGCGGCACACCUGCCCUACCUGUUCCACGUGGUCACUCUGCUGGUGGCCACGGGGCCCCUGUCGCUGAGGGCCUCCACACACGGCCUGGUCAUCAACAUCAUCCACUCACUCUGCACCUGCUCACAACUCAACUUCAGCGAGGAGACCAAGCAGGUGCUACGGUUGAGUCUGACAGAGUUCUCGUUGCCAAAGUUCUACCUGCUGUUUGGCAUCAGUAAAGUCAAGUCUGCUGCGGUCAUCGCCUUCCGCUCCAGCUACAGAGACCGCUCCUUCUCCCCCGGGUCCUACGAGAGAGAGACCUUUGCCCUGUCCUCCCUCGAGACGGUCACCGAGGCUCUGCUGGAGAUCAUGGAGGCCUGUAUGAGAGACAUCCCGUCCUGCAAGUGGUUGGACCAGUGGACGGAGCUCGCACAGAAGUUUGCGUUCCAGUACAACCCGUCUCUGCAGCCUCGUGCCCUGGUGGUGUUCGGCUGCAUCAGUAAAAGAGUGACCCACGGACAGAUCCGGCAGAUCAUCCGGAUCCUCAGCAAAGCCAGUCCUCUGCUCAGCAUCGACCGGGGUUUGGAGAGUUGUUUGAAAGGGCCGGAUAACUACAACAGUCAAGUCUUGAUAGAAGCCACAGUGAUCGCUUUGACCAAACUGCAGCCGCUUCUGAGCAAGGAGCCACAAACUGAGGUCCAGGAGCCACAGACUGAGGUCCCACAGACUGAGGUCCCACAGACUGAGGUCCUGGAGCCUAUAGUGUAG